AUGGCUGGGCCUAUCAUUAGACAUACAAAUCAAUACCCCGAUGCAUACUGGGACGUAAGCUACUACGUUCCUCCCCAUCAAUACACUCCUGCCGAGAUUGAACAGUACUUAAUCAGCCCCAGACCCCAAUUCCCACCUCACGAGCCACCAAGACCAGUUCGUGAAUUCUUAAUCGUAUCAAAUUUGGAUGAUUGGUUUGAAGACAUCCUUGAUGAAGCAGAGGAGGAAAUUAUCAUCGAAGCUAUUGCUGAUCCCAUCGCCCACCGGGAUAUUGUUACGGCAUUUUUCAAUGCCACAAACAUAGAAUAUCAAAAAAAGAAGACAUCAUGGAUAAGGAGGGGCGUUAACUUCUUUAGGAGGGCAAUGGCCCCCUUAAGAAGACUUUGAAUGAAAAAAGGAGGCACAAAUCAAGCACAGAAUGAUGGCUCGAGGCGUAAGUCAACUACAUGUAACUGUAAGGUCAACCACAUGUAACUGUUAUAGGUCAGCUACAUAUGUAACUGACAUAGCUCACCUCCAUGUACGUGUAAGUGUACGUCAAGUUAACUUCAUGUCACUGUAAAGUCAACUUCAUGUAACUGUAAAGUCAACUACAUGUAACUGUAAAGUCAAUUACAUGUAACUGUAAAGUCAACUACAUGUAACCUUUAGGUCGACUACAUGUAUACAUGUAUAACUGUUUGGUCGUUAAGCGCGCAGACCAGGAGAAAUGUUCACAUGUAAAAAUUUUACGUAUGUACAUGUACUUUACACAUGUAACGUUAGAAUCCUAUCUUUGUUAUUGAUGUUAUGAUAAUUAUUUUCAAAAUACAUGAUUUUCAAGAUUUAUCAUUAUCAAUGUAUUUUAAUUUCAGAUACCAUCAUUGUAUUUAUAUAGCUAGAAUUGUUUCGGUAAUACUUUGAUUUUGUUUUGUGGGUAUUUUCAUGAACAUGAUAUAUACAUAUAUUUUUUUCCUAAGUGGCGUAGGAUAAUAGCUGGUUAUUGCAGGAUUUAAACCAGAUCGUGCAUCCAAAUUUUUUCAGACAGGAAGUUACAGACCUGCAGCUUUAAAUAAAGGAUAUUC
Molecule: messenger RNA, 1064 nt
Organism: Magallana angulata
Lineage: Eukaryota; Metazoa; Mollusca; Bivalvia; Ostreida; Ostreidae
Exons: 7
Coding region: 1-387 (128 amino acids)
Source: RefSeq, a predicted model, not a curated record